Molecule: messenger RNA, 1593 nt
Organism: Diversispora eburnea
Lineage: Eukaryota; Fungi; Glomeromycota; Glomeromycetes; Diversisporales; Diversisporaceae
Source: the annotation of a GenBank genome assembly
AUGAAAGUCAGGAAAUUAAGAGAAUUUUAUUCCACUAGAAGAGUUGCUUCUCAGACUACUGUCUCUCAACCUAAUUCCCAACUGAAUGUUCAUCAGAAUGCACAACCUAUUGCGCAAACUAAUGCCCAACCUACUAAACAACCUAAUGCACAGCAUACUGAUCAACCUGACUCUCAACAUAAUGACCAAACAAAUGAGCAACAUAAUAACAAACAUAACGAACAACCUAAUAAUGGCCUACCAAAUGAACAAUCUAAUGACAAAAUUAAUAUACCAAGUGAAAUGCCAAGAUCAAUAAGACAAUUAUCAAAACCACUUGUAAAGGCGCCGGGGGAUGUCGAAUGUGGUAAUCCUAAUUGUAGAACGAAAUAUGCUUCCGCCUGGCGAACGAAUCCCGAGAUUCCGGAAGGUGGUUGGUUAUGUAAUGCUUGUGGUAUCUUCAUAAGAACAAAAGGUGUUCACCGACCACCUGAAGUAGUUGGUCGUGUAUAUAAGAAUAAUAUCCUUGCACUACCGUUCAUUGAUGAACCAGUUCCCAGGAAAGAAACUCUUCGCAAGCGUAAAAAUCCAGAGCCUGAAUCAGAUGACCGUACACCAUCAACAUUAAAUGUAGUAACUAGGCGAAGAAAGUCUCAACGCAACGGCCAUGGAACGUCAUCCGAUCCCGAUGCUGUUGAUGAUGAAGACAUAGUUAGAUCAGAAUCUUCACAAGAUGAUGUCCUUAAUGUCCCAACUAAUGAGGAGGAACCUUUACCCUGGGAACGUAAAGAAUUUUUGAAAUGUGGUUUAUAUUCAAUGGACCUCAAAGUUGGAAGAAGAAGCUCCAGGAGUAAAGAAAAGGAAUCCGAAAACUCCAUCACUGAAAUAUUUCCUCUUCCAGUUCAAUACGGCAAAUUUUUGAUGGAAGAAAAAAGGAAUUUUCAUUUGACUUGGGACAUUAUAACUGCUCACAAACAUAUAUAUGUGGAUCGUAAAAGAAAAAAUGAAGAGCCAGUUAUAUGUGACUGCAAACCGCCUCGGAAUGGUGGGCUGGGGUGUACUGAAGACUGUUAUAAUAGGGUGAUGUUUUAUGAAUGUUCACCCAAGGAUUGUCCCUGCGAGGAACAAUGCACAAAUCAAAGAUUCCAAAGGAAGGAGUGUGUGAAGGAAUUGGAGGUGUUUAAGACAGAAAAUCGUGGAUAUGGACUUCGGACGCUUGUGGAGACUCCAAAAGAUCAAUUGAUCUUAGAAUAUCGAGGCGAAGUGAUUUCGCACAGUACGGCCCUUAAACGAAUGGAAACUAAAUAUAAGUACAGAAAGAGCAUCUAUUUCCUUGAUUACGAGAACCGAGCAGUUGUAGAUGGUGGAACACGGGGCACGGAAGCUAGAUUUAUUAAUCAUAGUUGUGCACCAAAUUGUCAUAUCGAAAAAUGGAGAGCACCAAAUGGCGAACUUUUUAUUGGAGUAUUCGCAUCAUAUAACAUUCCAGCCAUGACAGAAUUAACAUAUGAUUAUAAUUUUUCCACCUUCGGCGGGGCCGAAGGACAGGAAUGCCUUUGCGGGGCAUCUAAUUGCCGAGGAAUAUUGGGUGGAAAAAAACAAUUUAGAAAAUAG